AAAACAAUGAUAAAGCAAUACCUGAUGUUCUAGAUAUCGAGUCAAGGUUAAAACCUUCGAUUUAUGGAUGGAUGCGUUACUUACGUCGAUUACCAAAAGCCAAUGUAUUUGGUGACAUCCCGAAGGCUCAAGAAAAAUUUAUAAGAAAACUCGAUAUUCUCGGAAGAGUUGCUGGUGGAACAGACGAAAGUGUAGAUCCUGAUUGUUUUGAGGAAAACAAUAUUAAUGGUGAUAAGGAAUGUAGUGAAAAAAUAAAUGAGACUAAAAAUAGGGCCAUAAGAGCGUGGAACGUUCUGAAAGGAAUGUAA
This is a messenger RNA of Dentiscutata erythropus, 308 nucleotides long. Lineage: Eukaryota; Fungi; Glomeromycota; Glomeromycetes; Diversisporales; Gigasporaceae. The record is from the annotation of a GenBank genome assembly.